Molecule: messenger RNA, 1809 nt
Organism: Plasmodium gaboni
Lineage: Eukaryota; Apicomplexa; Aconoidasida; Haemosporida; Plasmodiidae
Exons: 1
Coding region: 1-1809 (602 amino acids)
Source: RefSeq, a predicted model, not a curated record
AUGUCAAUUUUAUCUUUCUUAUUUUACUUUUCAUAUGUCAUUUUCUAUAAACCUUACCUAUGUAGAAAUAUUGAAGAGAAACAUGAUGAGCAUUUAAUAAGAGAGUUCAGUUAUUCAAAGGAUGAUUUAAUAAAUAGAUGCUUACAAGUAAAUAGGGGUUUAAUAUACUAUGAAGACUUAUUAAAAAAUUAUAAAUAUGAUAGAAAUUGUUUAAAAUAUAAAUAUAUAGGUAAUUAUGUCUUGGAGAAAUAUGAAAUGAAUGAAUUUAAUUGCUACGAAAAAAUUCAAAAAGCUUUAUGUAAAUUAAAUUAUAUAAAUAAAGAAAAUAUAUUUUAUGUGAAAAACAAUACUGAAGAAAAAAAGGAACAUAAAGGAUAUGAUUUAUUAGAAAAUAAUUUGAAUAGUAAAUUUUCUAAAUGUCAUAAUAUUAAAACUUUUUUUGUACAUUUAAUAAAUAGAUGUAUUAAUUAUCAUGAGAAAGAUUCUUUAGUUCAUUGUGCUUCCUUUGAUUAUGAAAAACAUAUUAUUUUAGAUGGAGAUAUAUUUUGUAAGAGCUCAUUUGAACAAGUUCAAGUAGAACAAAAUAUUAAUAAAAAUUCCAUUUAUGGAGACAAUUAUAAAAAAAAUAUAAGAAAAACAAUUUCAUUUCAAAAUGAUGAUUUUAAUUAUUGUAUAAAUAUGGUUAAUAUAUUUAAUAACUGUUCAGUUGUUCAAAAUAAAUUAUUUAAUAAAACUGUAGAUAUAUGUUUAUUAGAAAAAAAUACACAAUAUUGUAAUAUUCAAUUGGAAAAGGUAAAGGAUCAAAAUUAUAUAUAUACUUGUUCAGAUAUUAUAUUGCCGUAUUUAUUAAGUUCUCAUAUGGAUGAAAAUAACAAAAAAACAUAUCAAUUUGAUGAUAUUGACAAAUAUAACAACAACAAAAAAAAGGAUGAAGAAAAUCAGAGUAUCACUAACAAAGAACGAUGUUAUAAUAUAUAUAAUUAUUUACAAAUACUUAAAGAUAAUAAAAAAAAAUUAUUACAAGAAAGAAAGGUUUUAGAACAAAAUUUGAAAAACAUAAAUAUUAUUAAUAAAUUGUAUAAAAUUAUAUAUAAUAUAUUAGAAAUAUUAAAAAAUGAAACUCACAAAAAUGAUAUAGAUAUAAAAGAAUUUUUUGAAAUUAUGCAAAAUAUUAAAUCAAAUAAAUUUAUUAAAAAUGAAUAUAUAAUAUUAAUACUAAAUAAAAUAAAUGAACAAAUAUUUCAAGCAUAUCAAAUAAUGGUUCAUUUCCAUUAUCCUAUAUUGAACAAGAAUACAAUAAAUGAAAAUAUUUCAUUGGUUAAUCAUAUAAAAGAAAAUGUAAAUCAUUUUAUAAUGUUAUACAAAGAUAUAGCUUCCAAUUCAAGAAUUAUAAAUCAAUAUAUUAAGAAAAACAACCAAAAUGAUAUCACAUAUAAUCAUAAUAUAAAUAUUAAUAAAAACAUUAAUCAUAUUGACAAUAUAAAUCAUACAGACAAUAAGAAAAAUUUAAAUAUUUUACACAAUAUCAACAAAAUAAAAAAUGAUUCUUAUCCAAAUAGUGCUAAUAAUAUUCUUGAGGACAAAAAUAUGAAUGAAAUUAACAUAGACCAACUACAAAAGUUUAAACAAAUAUAUCAUAAUAUAAAUAAAUUAAUUCAAAAAUAUACAAAACAAACUAACCAUUCUGUUUCACACAUCCCUGUGCUUUCAUCACAAGAUGUCAAAAGGGAUAUUGAUGAUCACAAUUCUGUAAUUGAUCUUUAUACAGAUCAAAUAUCAUUAUUAAUAAAGAAUAACAUUUUAUCAUAA